Cryptosporidium muris RN66 is the source of this 309-nucleotide messenger RNA. Its product is annotated as Skp1 family protein. The transcript is spliced from 2 exons. The record is from RefSeq and is a predicted model, not a curated record. The coding region runs from base 1 to 309 and encodes 102 amino acids. Gene Ontology annotation, biological process: ubiquitin-dependent protein catabolic process. Gene Ontology annotation, molecular function: protein-macromolecule adaptor activity. NCBI's taxonomy places the organism in Eukaryota, Apicomplexa, Conoidasida, Eucoccidiorida, Cryptosporidiidae. Gene Ontology annotation, cellular component: elongin complex.
AUGAUAGAUAUAAAGAAGGAAGUAGAAGAAACAGAAUCUUUUGAUUUAGUAGAGCUUGUAAGUUGUGACAAUAAAGUAUUUCGUAUAAAGCGUGAGCUUGCAAUAAUAAUUCCAGAAAUACGUGAUAAGAUUAAGGAUAAACAAAGAUUUGUAUUUAAUUAUAUUGAAUCGAGAUUAAUGGAAAAAGUUAUUGAAUAUCUUGGAUAUAGGCAUAAAUAUUCAAAUAUUAAUAUGCCAUCUCCAGCUUUUCAUAUUGAUGAAUCAAUUGUAAUGGAUCUAUUAAUAGUUGCAGAUAAAUUGGGUAUUUAG